This is a messenger RNA of Prorocentrum cordatum, 2091 nucleotides long. The record is from the annotation of a GenBank genome assembly. NCBI's taxonomy places the organism in Eukaryota, Dinophyceae, Prorocentrales, Prorocentraceae.
AUGCCGCGCCCGCCCGCGCGAUGGCGGCCGUCGGGGGCAGGCCGAAGAGCUUCAUCUCGGCCUCGCAGCUCGAGCAACAGGAGGCGCUCGCAGCCACCCUGCAGCCGUUCCUGCAGGGCUCUGCCGCCGCGGACCACGGGGAGGACACGCCGAACGUCGCGCGUUUCAUCUCUGCCAGUGAGGGCGGCCAGAGCGGCUUCUUUAGCUGCGAGGACGACAGCGACGCCUCGCCCCUCGUCGCCCCCAGGGCCGCGCGGCACGCCGAGCCCGCGCUCCGCGGCCCCCUGUUCGAGGAGGAGGGCGACGAGGACGCCGCAGGCCCGCACGAGGAGGUCGAGGCCGACGAGGACGAGGAACCGCGACGGAGCUUGCGGAUUCGACCUCGCUGCCGCCCCCCAAGAUGAGCAUCCUCGGAUCCUGGUAGUGGGCACCCGCGGCGACGUGCAGCCGUUCGUAGAGCUGGGCCGACGGUUGCAGGAGGACGGGCACCGCGCGCGCCUCGCCACGCACGACGUGUAUAGAGACCUCGUGCGGAGCGGCGGCCUGGAGUUCUACCCGCUUGGUGGAGAUCCCAGGAAGUUGUCGCAGUUCAUGUGCCAGACGGGGGGGCGGCUGAUGCCCAACAUGCUCCGGAAGGAGGAGCGGGACUCAAUCGACGAGAAGAUGGAGAUGCUGCGGGAGAUGAUGUUCGCGACGUGGCCCGCGGCGCACCUGCCCGAGCCGGACGUGGAGGGCGCCCCCCCGUUCCUCGCGGACGCCGUCGUCGCGAACCCCGUCGCCUACGGCCACGUCCACGUCGCCGAGAAGCUCGACGUGCCGGUGCAUUUGAUGUUCCCGCAGCCGUGGACGCCGACCGAGGACUUCCCGCACCCGCUGUCCGUGUCCGGCAGGGGUUGCGGCCGUGAGCACUUCCGGCCGCCGAGGAAUUCGGCGGUCGGCCUCGUGCGGAGGCAGGAGAACCGGGCCAGCUACUUCGGCAUCGACGCCUUCAUGUACCAAGGCCAGCGGUUCAUGACCAACGACUUCCGAAGGAGCAUGGAGCUGCAGCCCAUCCGGGCCGGGGAGAACGGGGCGCACAUCGUGACCAGCCACCGGGUCCCCUUCGCCUACCAGUGGUCGCCAACUUUGCUGCCGCGGCCCGCAGACUACGGCCCGCACCUGGAGGUGACAGGCACGAUCUUCAAUGACGCCGUGAGCGACUACGAGCCUCCAGAGGAUCUGCGAGUGUGGUUGCAGGAGGGCGAGAAACCCAUCUUCGUCGGGUUCGGGUCCAUGGUGGUGGAGCACCCCGACGAGCUGGCCGCCGUCAUCGAGGAGGCCGCGAGGGAGACCGGGACGCGGGUGGUGCUGCAGUCCUCCUGGACCAGCUUCGGGGGCGGCGCCGAGGAGGGCGACGAGCGCCUGAUCUUCCCGCUGGGCAACUGCCCCCACGACUGGCUCUUCCAGCAGGUGGCCGCCGUUGUCCACCACGGAGGGGCCGGCACCGCCGCGGCCGGGGCACGGGCGGGGAAGCCCACGAUGAUUUGCCCGUUCUUCGGGGACCAGCACCUGUGGGCCCAGGCCCUCUUCCGCGCUGGUUGCGCCGUGGAGCCGCUCCCGAUCGAGAAGCUCACCAGCGAGGCCCUGGCGAGCCGCUUCCUGCUGCUCCGCGGCCUCGGGGACAAGGGCGCGGAGCUGCUGCGCCGGGCGCGGGAGGUGGGCGAGCUGAUGGCGUGCGAGGACGGCGUGGUUGGGGCGAAGGAGGCGUUCUACAGGCAGCUGCCGCGGGAGGGCCUGGCCUGCGACGUCUCGCUGAUGCUCGGCCCGGCCUGCGACAUCCGCAUGGCCCGCUGGUACUGCCCCCACCUGGGCCUGAAGGUGUGCCACGAGGCCUACUCCGCCAUCCUUCGGGCGCUGCCCGAGGAGGAGCGCGGCAAAUGCGCCUUCGAGCCGUACCGACACAGCAUGUGCUGGGGCUUCGCGGAGCCGGGCUCGGUCGGUCAGGGCCUCCGCCAGGGCGUGACCACCGCCGCGGUGCGGUACGCGCAGGCGGGCGCGGGGUUGAUCACCACGCCCGUCUCGGAGGGCUACAGCGGCUACUGCAGAGACGGC